This is a messenger RNA of Puntigrus tetrazona (Sumatra barb), 4226 nucleotides long. Its product is annotated as complexin-1. Gene Ontology annotation, molecular function: syntaxin binding. The coding region runs from base 442 to 846 and encodes 134 amino acids. The transcript is spliced from 4 exons. Gene Ontology annotation, biological process: regulation of neurotransmitter secretion; neurotransmitter transport; synaptic vesicle exocytosis. The record is from RefSeq and is a predicted model, not a curated record. Gene Ontology annotation, cellular component: SNARE complex; terminal bouton. NCBI's taxonomy places the organism in Eukaryota, Metazoa, Chordata, Actinopteri, Cypriniformes, Cyprinidae.
CGCUUUUAAAUAAGCUCAUCCCCCAGCGUUGGGAUUGCAGAAGCGUGUAGCGGGAAUAUGUAGCAGGACACCUGCCCACGACAGCCACAGUCGUUAAAAAUUGAUCGCUCAGAACAUGGGACGCUUCAGAUGGGAGCUCUCCAUGUGAUUCAGUGAGUGCCUUUAUCAGCGGCAGCUGCAGUUCCCCUCACAGACACUCACACUGCCUCUCUGAGCACGAGAAACAAGGACGUCCUUCUUUUGCCUGGAAACCAGAGAUGUUAGGAACGAGCAGUUAAAGCCUCGCUGUAUCAGUACUGCUCAACUUUCAUUUCUGAGGAGUUAAUCCGCUUCUCGAGACAUUUGAAAUCGCCGUGCAGAUUUGGCGACAAGGGACUACUUGAAAAGCUAAACCUGAAUGUAAUAUUUGGUUGAAGAAGGCAGGAAUAAAAAGCCAUCAUCAUGAAUUUUGUUAUGAAGCAAGCGUUGGGAGGGGCAACCAAAGACAUGGGGAAAAUGCUGGGGGGCGAAGAGGAGAAGGACCCUGAUGCCGAGAGAAAGGAGGAAGAAAGACAGGAAGCCCUCAGACAACAGGAGGAGGAGAGGAAGGCAAAGUAUGCAAAAAUGGAAGCGGAGAGGGAAUCGAUUCGACAGGGCAUCAGGGACAAGUAUGGUAUAAAGAAGAAGGAAGAGAAAGAGGCAGAAGCCCAGGCAGCCAUGGAGCAGGCAUCAGAAGGCAGUCUGACCCGUCCCAAGAAAGCAAUCCCUGCCGGCUGCGGCAAUGAAGAAGAGGAGGAGGAAAGCAUUGUGGACACCGUUAUGAAGUUCCUCCCAGGCCCGCUUCAAGAUAUGUUUAAUAAAAAGUAACAGGGUUCCAUGACAAGUUGUGAUAAAACGGGAAUCAUUAAUGUCAUAAAAUCCACCUCUUCUUUCUCCUUCCCUUCUCUCACAUGUGCUCUAAGAUCUCUGGAAUCAAAAAUUUGUGCCAUAACAUCUGUCUUUAACUGCGAAACAUUACAUUUUCUGAUUAAAACAAUGAGGAAAAUACAAUGUGUGCACUAAGAAAUGUUACAUUGCAUACAUCACUCUGUUUAAAGGCAAAUUUAAAUCCCCCUGAGUCCGGACCUUAGAGCAAGAAUAUUUCCCAUGCCUCAUUAAUUUUGUUUGUAAAUAGCAAAGAAAAAAAUGUAUAUGACUACAGAUAUACAUACAUACAUACACACACACACACACACACACACACACACACACACACAUAUAUAUAUAUAUAUAUAUAUAUAUAUAUAUAUAUAUAUAUAUAUAUAUAUAUAUAUAUAUAUAUAAACUAUGACUAUGAUUAAAAGCCAUAAAUUUAUCUUGGAGAGAUUUCUCCAAUCAUAUCAUAUUUUUGAUUGUUGCUCUGUUAUAGAUAUUACUGAUGAAUCCAUGUGGUAUACUUAUAGAUAUAUACUGUAUACUGGUUCAUUUAUCAUCCAAACUAGUAUACAGUUCCUGCUGCCAUCAUGAACCGUCACAUCACAUCUGAUUAAUAUGACUGAAAACUGUAAUGUGGAAGAGAACGUAUAAUAUCACACACGGUCUGGUUGUUUUCCCCUAAGCAUGCUGACAAUUUUUUUUUUUAAUCAGUACACUGUAUCCCAUUUCAUUUAGCAUUUUAGCUGAAAUACACAGAAAUUUAAGGCAAUAACUCUGGUUUUGGAUUUUGUUGUCCGACAGACACCAGUGUUAAAUAGCUUAUUGUUCUCAUCUCUAGUUUAGGUAACUAAACUAUAAAGUAAGUCCCUCAUUACAUUGUCACACGCAUUCACAUCACACUCUAGAAAACUGGAUUUGAUCGAUUAAAAUGGAAUCACAUGUGUUAGCUAGUCGCCGCGAGUAAAACCUUAGCGCUCAGCUUAGCGUUCAUCUUGAACUGACUUAUUUGUGCUUUUUACAGUACUUAAGAAUGAGAGGGGUGACAUCGAUCACAUACAACUACAAUUGGAUCAAUAGGGCUAUAUAAAUAUAAAUAUAUAAUAUCUUCAUCUUCACUGCUGUACAGUAGAAUCUAGUUCUUAGUGUCUACAUUUAUUUACGUUAGCUCUCACAACACGGUUGUGAGCACACAUUACGUAAACAGACAGUGACAAUGGUGCAAUAUUUGUUUCUGAAUGAAGAUGUGUCCUGUGUCCGUUGGUUGUAUAUGGGACUCUGAUCCCAGAUCAGCAAUAACAGACAAUCUUCAUAGUUAUGUAUUCAAGCUUAUUUGCUAGAGAAUGUUUGUGUGCAAAUGCCGUGUCGUCUUCCUAGUAUCAGUCAAACAAGCUUAGUAAAAGAAGGAAGUUGCGAGAUUUUUUUAGGGUCUCUAAACAAAGCCUGGCUCUUAUUUUCCGAGCUACGACAGGAUCUGACUUGCGUUUUUAUUCUUGCUUGUUGCUAGUUUACUGUAUGACGUUAAUUCUCGUUGCUGUAACUGCAUUGAAAAGAGGGAAAACAGCAGGACUGAAUUCCUCAAUAAUGAGAAAAUCAGAAUUGAAAGAUGUGGAGUCAGAUUGUAUUAUCCAUCCUCUCUUAUUUUUACUAAGAAAAAAAUAAGCUACAGUACGCCGUGGUUUGAUAGGGUAUGCUUGUAUUCUCAUUAGAUUAUGUCCGCAAUUAUUGUAAAUAACGACGCGUUCAGGAAAAGCUGUUAGUCGCAGAUCAUUGUGUAUGUCUAGACACAGGCGAAAUUUUCAGAUUCAGAAAUAUACUAGGAAUCAGGCUGCCGUUCUGUAGUUUUGAACAUUCCGAAUAUUCCAGACAUUCCAUCUGAUCCACACUGGCUUGUGUGCAUAUAAAUAGAAAAAAAAAAUAAAUCAUGUUUUUCUGUGUCUCUAGAAAGCAUAUAAGCCGUGGCUUUUAAAGUGAAACUCAGUUUAAUUAAUAAAAUAGUUGAUUUCUAGCGCACGGUCAUAGUGAUGUCAUAGCGUUCUGUCCUGCCAUGGAACACAACACAAAAAUAUAUAUUAUAUAUAUUAUAUUAUAUAUAUAUUUAUUAAUGUUUAUGAUAUGAAUGUGCUUGCUGAUUAGAACGGCGUCCUUCAACAGCUAAACAAACUAGCCAGUUGCUAAGAUGCUAUAUUUCAUAUUAGUGGUCAAUCAUCUUGAAUGUUGUCUGAUUUUACUGCCACUUGUGUUUAAGGCCUUUACUCACCAGAAGUGACGAUGUCAGCUGUAACACUUUCGGAGAGAUGAAAAUUAAAAACUAAAUACUUUCCACUCAAAUGACUUAAGAUCUCACUUUUCCACCACUCGGUGUACUUUACAAUCAACAGAGGCCAUUUCUGAGCACAAAUUUUGCAGUUUUUGGUGAUUUUUCUACAUGACUAUCAACUGCCCUUGAUUCUGCCGCUCUCAUAGUGAGAUCUGUGUGAAGUGUGAAGCUGCACUGAUAAAUAAAUACUGCCCGAAACCCAUCACCCAUCCUAUUAUCACCUGUUUUAUUAAACCAAAGAGUGUUCCUGUUUGUGAGAAUGUCUAUCAUUAUUUCUUAUUUUUAUUAUUGUUCUUUUACAUUAUUGUGUCAGGUAGUGUGAUAUGCGAUUACUGUUCCAUCUCAGCUCUCUGGGCUUUGGGUUUUGUGAUUGCCCAUAACAGAUUCCUAAAACGAACAAAAAACGAUCGCACGAUUAAAUUUAAAAUCUAAAAACAACGUUCACCCAUCCCCUCAACAUAUUUUAUAUUCAGUACUGUGCAAGAGUGAAGGAAAAAUAUUCCAUAGUCAUCAUCAUGUUCUCUAAAUGUAAAUCAUGCAUUCACUCAAAGUCAUUCCGUGUCUCUCAGAUGUUAAUGAAGAUACUGCCUAACACAGUAACAUUAUGAAAUAUUCCAUUGUUGUUAUCUGAAUGUACAUGUCUACUCUUCUACUGCAUCGUCCUGCGCGGUUUCCUCUAUGUUAAAAACGAUUAUCUCGGUGUGAUUUUCUGUCUGUAAUCUGUUCCUGUUCCUGUCUCUUGGUGGUUGUGUUUUGGAAGAAUUAUGUUUCUUAUUUGGUGCAUUUUUUAAGUCAUUGUAGAUUCUUCUCCCUCUCUCUUUGUUGAUGAAUUGUAUGCAUGCAUAUGAUGUGCACUGUAGGUGAGGUUGUAAAUGAUAUUUCUGUGUGUCCUCUGUGUUUUCUGAGCGCUCCACCUGUAGGCCUCACUGCAUGCCCGUUAUAGACAGAUUUUAGACUGUAACAUUCCUGCCAAAUGGAAUCACCAACACACGAAUAAUAAAGUGAUUUCAUAUAA